This is a messenger RNA of Drosophila kikkawai, 1074 nucleotides long. RefSeq names its product Dicarboxylate carrier 3 (gene Dic3). The record is from RefSeq and is a predicted model, not a curated record. Gene Ontology annotation, biological process: oxaloacetate transport; phosphate ion transmembrane transport; thiosulfate transport. Lineage: Eukaryota; Metazoa; Arthropoda; Insecta; Diptera; Drosophilidae. Gene Ontology annotation, molecular function: sulfate transmembrane transporter activity; succinate transmembrane transporter activity; oxaloacetate transmembrane transporter activity.
UCUUAGUGUUUAUUGUCACGUGGAUAAGCAUUUUAUUCAAAAUUGCAAAGUGUAUUAGAAAUGAAGAGAUACUGGUGUCAUUCGUUAAGCAAUCAGAAGAAUUAGAGGAUACUUCGGUCUAAUUAGAUCCAUGGGCCAUGCGGACUCAAAACGUCUGCCUCGCUGGUGGUUCGGCGGCGUCUGCUCGGCCAUCGCAGUGACCGCCACCCAACCAUUGGACCUCAUUAAGGUGCAGCUGCAGACGCAGGCGAAAGCGGACCGGAAGCCCUUCACUGAGAUCGUCGGCAAUAUCUAUGAGCAAGGCGGCUUAAAGGCGUUCUAUAAUGGCAUCUCGGCCUCCUGGUUUCGCCAGCUUACCUACACCACCGCCCGCUUUGCCCUGUAUGAGUGGGGCAAGAAGUAUGUCGAUGCCGAGAGCGUACGUGCCAAGGUGGGCCUAGCCACAUUCGCCGGCCUCUGCGGAGGAUUUGUGGGCGUGCCCGGAGAUGUGGUCACAGUGCGACUGCAAAACGACAGUAAGCUGCCGCCGGAACAGCGACGAAACUACAAACAUGUCUUCGACGGUCUAUUCCGCAUCUACAAGGAGGAGGGUGUGCACAGCCUCUUCCGCGGCUCACUGCCUGCCGUUUCGAGAGCCGUACUCCUGACCAUUGGAACCAAUGCAUCUUACGACCAGGUGAAACAAAUGAUCAGGUCAGCCACCGCAGCGGCUGAUGGGCUGCCGUUGCACUUGGCCACGUCCACAAUAGCCGGCUGCAUUGCCGUCACAAUAAUGCAACCUCUUGAUGUUAUGAAGACGACGUACAUGAACGCCAAGCCGGGCGAGUUCUCUGGAAUCAGCGGCGCCUUCUGGAGCAUCGCCCAGCAGGGACCAAUGGCCUUUUACCGUGGAUUCAUCCCGGCACUGAUUCGCGUCUGUCCCAACACGAUUAUUACUUUUAUUCUAUACGAGCAGGCAAGACUGCACUUUGGCUAUCAGCCGUCGGAUGACAAGUGACCCAGACGGGAGCCAUGUAGGAUCCAUUCGUGACCCACAGUUUUAAGCUAUUUAUAAAUUCCCUUCGUAAACUUUUA